This is a messenger RNA of Phytophthora infestans T30-4, 5949 nucleotides long. RefSeq lists its product as uncharacterized. The transcript has 6 exons. The record is from RefSeq and is a predicted model, not a curated record. The coding region runs from base 1 to 5949 and encodes 1982 amino acids. Lineage: Eukaryota; Oomycota; Peronosporomycetes; Peronosporales; Peronosporaceae.
AUGGAGACAGGGGAUACACCUCGAUGGCAUCGCAAAUGGCUUGCAAUGCUAGGGAUACUAGGAUGGCUGUUCCUCUGUCGCUACCGAGUCAUGGGCUACCUGCUCUCCAAAGCUGUCACAUUCCAGUUAUUAAAAUCCCGUUCGCGCAAUUCCAAGCCUGCCCCUGUUACAGUUCGAGUGGAACGAGUAUCCCUCCAGCCAUUAUGUUUCUUCAAUGUGGAGCUCAGUGGCAGUGGAUCCACGUGCUGGCGUGUGAUACUCACAAAAGUAGAAGUACAAAGCCACGUGAAGGAAUUCUUCGAGUCGUUUGGACUCGUCAAAAUUUGUGUUCUGGCGAUAGAUGAAAUUAUCGGAGAUGUGGAUAAAAUUGACGACGAAGUGCUGCGAGAUGCGUUUUUACCCAAAAAGACAAAAGCGGAGAACGCAGACACGCGACGUGAGUGCAAAUCCACCAAAAUGAAUCCAAUCUGCUAUCUGCGUUUUGUGGAUCUCAAAGUGCAAAGUAUCCGUCUUCGCAUUAACUGUAUGGGGACGACGACUAAGCUCUUGUGUCAAGGGCUAUACGUUGGAAUCACCGACGUCUUUGUCCAGCAUGACAUGCUGCAGCUGAAGGUGCAAACGAAGUCAAUGAUCGUCCAAAGCUCCAGUCAAAGUGAAGGUGAAGCGGUAAAUAACGAGAGUGACGGAAGGGAUGGGCUACGUAUGGAAAUCCCGGACACUAGUGCUGUUUUCGACCUGAAUCUGCGGAACCAGCGCUUCCUUGGGUGUAAAAUGACUGGGAGUCAAGAGCAGACAACCAAUCUCGUCGUGGCGACAGCUUUCAUGGAGCGUGUCGAACUCGACUGCUUUAGCCUCAGCAUUACAAUCGUGAACGAAGUGGAAUCGGGUGGCUUUGUCCCUAUACAAUUUUGCGCUGAUAACGCGCGUGUCCACAACUUGGCUUCAAAUAAAAAAAUGGCAUCGGUGUGUUCCAUCGAAGUUCGAGCAAAUCAAACAGCACGACACCGUGGAGUUCUCGCUGGAGCGUUCGACAAGGUUGAGAUUUUCUUAAGCCAUCGCUCCGAGAAGAUAUUCCGCUCGUUGAUAGCUGCCCAAGGACGUGUGGAAAAACUUCAGAUCGAAGCGAGAAGGAUGCUAGAGCCAAAUUUGAUCGCCAGCGCUAGGAAAGACCGCAUUCAUUGGAAUGUAGAAAUUGAAGUUACGUCGUGGAUGAUGUCAUUUAAGGCCUUUGCUAAGGACGGUGGGACAGACGACUUGACGGCGUAUGGAAUGGCUACAUCGGUUCAAACCCCACUAGCUCCCGUCCUGGGGGAAAAUGGCUCGUCGUUUAUCAAGCGCUCCGUCGUGAUUCAACACACUUCUGUUGACGUGACACCGAAUGGAAACAAUCCACACUCAGCGGUGUUUGGAGGCGCUGAGCUGAGUCUAAGUACUUCACUGAAUCCACCCGAAAAGACCAAAACAAUUGGGAUGUCUGUCAAAUUUGAGUUCGUCUCGAUCAAUGGGUUACUGUCGGAUAAUAGUGGCAAAGCGAGUCGAUUUCCCGCGAUAUAUUUACACGACGUCAGAGUCGAUCGCCGAGAAAAAGUAUCAACUGACGUCUCGGAAGUGGAUCUGGAUAUUCAUAUGGAGAACGCAGACGUCAAGUGGCACUACCGUCAACAUCAGACCUUCCUCCUUGAAUGGGCUGCGACUAAAAACAUAAUCGAUCAGCUGGAUUUGUUACUGUCGAGUUCGUCAAAGAAAACUUGGACACCAACCGAUCAGGUAGUACCGAAGAUAUUAAGUACGAACGUUUACUCGAAAGACACCGCGAUAGACGUGAUCGACAUCCCUGGGGUAGCUCUAUUGACCACGUUCUGCUUAGUAGAGACCAAGGUGAAUCACCGUUCAACGCAGUUAUCUGUUACCACGGCAGUUAACUCGACAAACGCGAGUGUACGAUGGGGAGAGAGUCCGUCACGAAUUAACUUAACCAACGUAACAUUCCAGAACCGAAGUAGUCUAGGAAGACAAAGAUACCUGACCAAGGUCCCGACUCAAAGUGACAUCCGGUGUGCUUCAUUGGAAGCGCAUCUUCGUCCUCAAAGUCGAAUGUUACUUUUGUUCCUGCGUCUCGAUCAACUCGUGAGUGGACCAUCCAAGACUGAUAUUGAGAAGCGUUCUUCUGUUCAGGGAAUUUCUUUCGUUUGUGGAAAACUUACAAUCGAGUUGCAGUCGAAAGAUGAGAUUGCUAGCGUUGAAUUCACUACACUUGGCGUCAAAAUGACUCGAUGCACUCCACGAGAGAUAACCGAGACCAUGACGCGAGUGGUGCAGUGCUUGAGGAAGGAAGAGCUUGCUGGACGAGCUUUCACACAAGUGGCACACCAAGUUAUGGUCCUCGAAGGAGCAGCUUCUGCUAGUGCCAUUACGGCUGCGAUUCCGUUGAAAAACCUGGUUGAGUUGCAGCACACAGAGCUGCAUUUUGCGAUUACAGACGUGGAGUGGAGUCGACUGUUAAACUGGGAAAACGACGCUGUUGUGCCACGUACCACAAGUUUUGACUUGAGUAUGUUGACAGAGAGAAUUCAGUUGGCGAUGGAGAGGAAAUUGUUUGAGAAUCUGCUCCACUUGAUGCCCAUUCUUCAAGAAGCUUUCGAUACCAAAGAGACGGAAACUAGUGCAAGUAGUCAAGCGGUGGCGGAGCAGCCAAGCUUUCGUCUACGCUUUGUGGGAAACCUCGAUAUAGCGUUCCAAAAUGCCGAGCUAACAUGUCCUUAUGGUGACAAGGAACAGAUCGGAAGUAAAGUUACGCGAGUUCUUCUCGGUGAAGUGGCGUUCAACUUGCGUCAGUUCCAAGUCAUAGGGUUCAAAUGUUCCCCUCUGCGUGUCAUGCUUGAAGACGCAGACUUCAUCGAACGCAGCGACACGAGGAUUCGUAGCGGUGACGACUCGUUGCAGCUCCUUUUCGUUCCCCAAGUUAGCGUCAACACAUUUGUCCACUGGCACCACGGGAUCCAACACUCUGGUCAGCUCCAGUUCGCCUUGUCUUUGGAAAUCGCUCUCGGACACACGCACUCGUACGAUCAGCCCACUCACGUUCCUAUUGUGGACGAAGCUCUGGUGUCUUUGAAUUGGGAUUGUGUGGUCCCGUGGCUCAUCUACAUGAUAACGGACGACAAUGGCGAGUACCCCGUUGAAAAGCCCACUAAGGAGACUUCAAAUGAUGCCAAACACGUACAGUGCGUAGGCGUGCAAUGGGAUUUAUCCGUCAACUCGAUCCAGUUCGCUUGGUGGGAUACCGCGACGCAGGACAUUGGGAUGCUGGUCGUCGCCAAUGAGUUUCUAACGCAUGGCUUACUACGGAUGGACAGCUCGGAGUUCGACGAUAGGGCAUCGGAAUGGAAGCUCUGGGAAGCGACGGUAUACCUCCAUUUGUUCCGAGGAUAUCUGCUCCAUGUCGAGGACGAUUUUGUCGCCGGUGAGAAGAGUAUCCCUGAGAUUCUCCCUUUUGGAGCGGAACUGGCUUCGAACUUCUCGUUAGAAACGGUUGGAACCAGUUAUCGCAACUCGUACACACCGGACGAUGACGAAGACUGGGAAGCUCUGGAUGAAGAAGUGACGCACAUGUUCGCUCCGUCAAGCGCCAAUAUCUUCGAGAAGAUGCACGACGAGUUUGUUCCCAUAGACUACGAGUUCGGCAUCUCGACUCGUCCAAAACCUGGACGACAAGACACGACGGUACGCCUCUCUUUGCUCCAUGUCCCGAGCGCAUCAGCAGCGCUGUCUCCGCCGAAGUCGCCUCGAUCAGCGAAGAACUGGACGCAGAACAUUAAAAGCAAAUUAUCGCGCCUUAAUCGCCGAUCUGCGUCGAUGGACAAUCUCUUCCUCAAAGACGGCUCUUGUCCGAUCCAAGUUGACGCCAUGCGGCUCCUGUGGACGCUUCAAACUCGAGACAGCGUGUUCUACAUGGUCUCGACGACGAUCGACAGUCUCCGACUGCUCUGGGAUGCUCGACGGAAUGCUGGGAAGGAAAACGUCGACCGAAAUGCUGCCGAACCGAGCUCGCUAUUCGUAAGUCGGCGAGGAAGCACUAGAGAUACACUACUCGACUUGCUGCAACAAGGGAAGCUCGGUAUGGCCCAGGAAGACCGCGAGUCGUCGUCCAGAUCGAUUGACGAAGAGACAGAGUCCACUCGUGAGAGUCUUGGUGAAGACCCGAGUGACUAUGGCGCUCCGAGCACUGCAAUAGCCAUGAAAGCGUACACUGUGGACAUCCACGACGUGCAGAUCAAUGUUCGCGAAGAAAACACACGUAGUAAUGUGCUGUUGGCAUCCAAGCACAUCCACUUUGAGAUCGGCACGGAUGCGAGUGAUACCAACACGAUUGCGAACGUAACAUUCGACAAUGUUACUGCACACGUGGCCCCAAUCGACGUGGAUAUUACUGCUGGCGUGUUGUGGUACUCGCACUCGAACACCGGUUCGGGCUCAGCCUUGUUGAAGCAGAUAAUGGAGGAAUGCUCACUCACCAGCUCGUACACGCACACGCAGAGCACGGGCGCCACCAGCACCGAAGUGGAUCUGUCGUUCUUGCAGCUCUCCACUGACAGACAUCAGUUCUACCAGCUCAUGAACGUGAUUCGCCAUGUGUUGCUAGCGCCCCCGUCAGUAGCCAGACGACCCAAACGCACCUUCACUCCAAGAACAUACUCGACCGAGUCCCCGCGACUGGAGACCAGCGAUAUCGCGGUGUUCACUCCGCCAACCACGACCAACACACUGGCAGCAUCGACGUCUGCCAAGAAACUCCACGUGUUGCUGGAAGAAGAGCUGCGGAACCGAGAGAUCCGUACGAGAGGGACGUCGUCGCGCAUCAAAGCGACAGCUCUCAAGGCCAUCUCGUCCAAAGUCGUGGGGAUGCAAUGGAAACUGCGGCUAAGUCCCGAGAUUACUGGCGCUGACCACGAGUUCGUCGGCAUCCGCAUCACCGGGUUUACAGGCUGCCAUACGUACUUCACCAACCACUGUACGAAGCUCACGUUGAACCUCCAAUGGCUGGAGAUAAAUAACUUGCAUCCAGGUCCGUCGUCCGCUGCUUUCGAGGACUCGACUGCAGUGUUGAAAGCGAAACUUCUGGUCGAUAAACGGCUCGAGAGCAGCACUACAGGUAACCAGAAGGGGAUGCUCGUGGUUCGUGCGGAGAGCGGCCCCAUCGUCCGUGUGCACGGCCAGAAGCUGCGUGUCCUGGAAGUUCUGGAGGUCAGUAUGUUCCCCGAAGUGUCCAACAUGAUUGUCAUCCAGCUCGCAGCCGAUUUCUACGAGCUUAUCUACAAAUUCUUCUUCGAGAACAUCUCGCCAACGCCGCAGAACUCGGAGCAAGUGUUUCUAGGUCGGAAAUCGACCUUCGGGCCCGUGUUGCCCACAGUAUCGGGCAGUGCUCCGUCGCUGGGUCCGAAAGGAGGCAGCUCUCCCUUCAUGAAGUCGCGGAGCAACUCGGCGAACAGUAUGCUGGCGGAAUCCACCAAUACCGGUGGGCCCAACUCGCCGAAUUCCGUCUUCAGCACCGAAGAAAUUCCCGAUGACAGCGACUCGACCGCCACGGACGACUGCGAGUUGUUUUACGUCAAAUACGUGCGCGUGGGGAACGUCCGUCUGCGCAUCAACUGCAACGGCUUCUUCGUCAACUUGAGCCACUUCGACUUGGAUCUCCCGCCGUAUCUGUGUCAGAGCAAACUCUGCACGAGUAAGAAGCUGCUCCAGAAGUUCGAGUCACAUCUGAAAUGGUACAUCACAAAGGAGAGCGCGUCGUCCGGACUCUCGCAAUUCAAGAACAAAAUCCUCAAAUGGACACCGUCGUCGUCGUCUGCAGAUGGCAAGAAAGACAAAAGUAAGAAGCAAGAGGAAGACACGGCAGCGGCGAACGCGCAGGUCUUGUUCGGGCCGUACUCCGGGACGUCAACAUAA